AUGGUUCAAUCCGCCGUUCUUGGUUUCCCGCGUAUGGGAAAGCUCCGUGACCUCAAGAAGGCCACGGAAGCUUAUUGGGGUGACAAGAUCUCUCGUGAUGAGCUCCUGAGCGAGGGAAAGAGACUUCGUGCUGAGCACUGGAAGAUUCAGAAGGAUGCUGGUGUCGACAUCAUCCCCAGCAACGACUUUGCUUUCUACGACCAGGUCCUUGACCACAUCCAGCUCUUCGGCGUUGUUCCUGAGCGUUACACCAAGUACAACCUUCACCCUCUGGACGAAUACUUCGCCAUGGGCCGCGGUCUUCAGAAGCCUGCCAAGGAUGGUCAGGAUGCUAUCGAUGUUCCUUCCUUGGAGAUGGUCAAGUGGUUUGACUCCAACUACCACUACGUCAAGCCUACCCUCCAGGAUAACCAGACCUUCAAGCUUGCUGCCAACCCCAAGCCCGUUGUCGAGUACCUCGAGGCUAAGGAGGCUGGUGUCAUUACCCGUCCCGUCAUCCUUGGCCCUGUCUCUUUCCUGACCCUCGCCAAGGCCGACCGUGGUCAGACCGUGAACCCCAUCACCAAGAUCAACGAGCUUCUUCCCCUCUACGUCGAGCUCCUUGCCAAGCUCAAGGAGGCUGGCGUUGAGGAUGUCCAGAUUGACGAGCCUGUCCUUGUCUUUGACCUUCCCCUCGCUUCCAAGAACGCUUUCAAGCCUGCUUACGAGAAGCUCGGCUCUCUUGGUACCCAGGCUCCUCGCCUUGUCCUGGCCACCUACUUCGGUGACAUUGUCCACAACAUCGACGUCCUUCCUGCCCUUCAGAGCCUUUACGGUAUUCACAUCGAUCUUGUCCGCAACCCUGAGCAGCUUGAGUCUGUUGUCAAUGCCCUUGGUCCCAAGCAGGUUCUUUCUGCCGGUGUUGUUGACGGCCGUAACAUCUGGAAGACCAACUUCAAGGCUGCCAUCGAGAAGGUUGAGCUUGCUAUCCAGAAGCUCGGCAAGGAACGUGUCAUUGUCUCUACCUCCAGCUCUCUCCUCCACGUUCCCCACACUCUCGCCAGCGAGAAGAACCUCGACCCCGAGGUCCAGGAUUGGUUCAGCUUUGCUGUUGAGAAGACCAGCGAAGUUGUCGUGAUUGCCAAGGCUGUCACUGACGGCCCUGCUACCGUUCGCGAACAGCUCGAGGCCAACGCCAAGUCUGUUCAGGCUCGUGCCUCCUCCAAGCGUACCAACGAUCCCAAGGUCAAGGAGCGCCAGGCCGCCGUCACUCCUGAGCAGCACAACCGCAAGUCUCCCUUCCCUGUCCGUCUUGCCAAGCAGGAGGAGUCCAUUAAGCUUCCUCUCUUCCCUACCACCACUAUCGGUUCCUUCCCUCAGACCAAGGACAUCCGUAUCCAGCGAAACAAGUUCACCAAGGGCGAGAUCACUGCUGAGGAGUAUGAGAAGUUCAUUGAGAAGGAGAUUGCCGAUGUUGUCAAGAUCCAGGAGGAGCUUGACCUGGACGUUUUGGUCCACGGUGAGCCCGAGCGUAACGACAUGGUUCAGUACUUCGGUGAGCGCCUCACUGGUUACGUCUUCACCACCCACGCUUGGGUUCAGAGUUACGGUUCUCGUUGCGUGCGUCCCCCCAUCAUUGUCGGUGACAUCUCGCGUCCCGCUCCUAUGACUGUCAAGGAGUCCAAGUACGCAGUCUCGAUUUCGUCUAAGCCCAUGAAGGGUAUGCUUACUGGACCCAUCACCUGUCUCCGCUGGUCUUUCCCUCGUGACGAUGUCCACCAGUCUGUGCAGGCUCAACAGCUCGCUCUCGCUCUCCGCGACGAGGUUGUUGACCUUGAGGAGGCCGGUGUCAAGGUCAUUCAAGUCGACGAGCCCGCUCUCCGUGAGGGUCUUCCUCUCCGUGCUGGCAAGGAGCGCGAGGACUACCUCCAGUGGGCCGUUGCCGCUUUCCGUCUGUCCACCAGCGGUGUGUCUGACGGCACUCAGAUCCACUCUCACUUCUGUUACUCCGAGUUCCAGGACUUCUUCCACGCCAUUGCCGCGCUGGAUGCCGAUGUUCUGUCCAUCGAGAACAGCAAGUCUGACGCCAAGCUGCUCCAGGUCUUCAUCGACGAGGCUUACCCCCGUCACAUUGGUCCUGGUGUCUACGACAUUCACUCUCCCCGUGUUCCCAGCGAACAGGAGAUCAAGGACCGUGUCGAGGAGAUGCUCGCGUACCUGCGCCCUGACCAGCUCUGGAUCAACCCUGACUGUGGUCUGAAGACCCGUCAGUGGCCCGAGACCAAGGCUGCUCUCUCCAACAUGGUCCAGGCGGCCAAGUAUUUCCGUGAGAAGUACGCUAAAUAA
Messenger RNA from Aspergillus mulundensis, 2325 nucleotides. RefSeq names its product 5-methyltetrahydropteroyltriglutamate--homocysteine S-methyltransferase. Gene Ontology annotation, molecular function: 5-methyltetrahydropteroyltriglutamate-homocysteine S-methyltransferase activity; zinc ion binding. NCBI's taxonomy places the organism in Eukaryota, Fungi, Ascomycota, Eurotiomycetes, Eurotiales, Aspergillaceae. The transcript has 2 exons. The record is from RefSeq and is a predicted model, not a curated record. The coding region runs from base 1 to 2325 and encodes 774 amino acids.